AUGACUACCAGCGCUGGCGGAGACGACUUGGACGAUGGGCUAGAGUACAACGUGAGCCUUUCAGAAGAUGAGGGAACUGCUGUCAACACAGAAGAAAUAAAACUCCCUUUAGGGUCAGCUGAUGAUAACGAUGAAGCCGAUGAGCCUUCUUCAGGUAACAAACGAAAACACAAAUCUUCUGCUUUGAAGGAGAAGAAACGUAUUAAGAUGGAAACAGACAUGCAGACAAAGAAAAACUUGUCGAAGGAGGUAUCGCCAGAGAUUAUUGCAGACUUUGUCAACUCCAAGAUCUCACAGAAAAAUCCAGAUUUGUCUUCCUUGGAGUUAUCCGAGUUGUACUUUACAAAAACCGAUUUCAGAUCAACUUCCGACUUUACCGAUGAGCGCACAUUAAAUAACCUCGGCGAUUUCAUCUUACUGCGCUUCAAAAACAUGCUUCCAGCAGGCUCAAAAAAGUCCAAGAAAAGCCUAAAAUCUGAAGAACAAAAAGACCAAGACGAACGCAAGUUCAUUGCCGUGCUCUCCAUGUCUGCACUUCGUGCUUGUGAUGUCCAUCGAGCCACAAGAGACUUAUCUGGCUCUUCCCUAAAACUCAUUAAUAAGAACAAGCUAGACGUCGACCUCAAGUUGGUGAAAACUACAAGGUCUCGAGUCCUCUGUUGCACACCAGGAAGACUCGCCAAGGUUCUCGCCUCAGAAGAUGCUCCGCUUAAAAAGUCUGAAGUGAAAAUUAUCAUCUUGGACAAUUCAUACUUGGACAAAAAGCUACAAAACGUUUGGGAUAUCAAGGAAACCACUGAGGUUUUGAAAGAAUUGACCCUUUCUGGCUCAAAGGUGUACCUCUAUUAA
Meyerozyma guilliermondii ATCC 6260 is the source of this 849-nucleotide messenger RNA. RefSeq lists its product as uncharacterized. Gene Ontology annotation, cellular component: nucleus; 90S preribosome. Lineage: Eukaryota; Fungi; Ascomycota; Pichiomycetes; Serinales; Debaryomycetaceae. The record is from RefSeq and is a predicted model, not a curated record. The transcript has a single exon. The coding region runs from base 1 to 849 and encodes 282 amino acids.